GCGGCGUGAUGGCGCCCCCCACUGUUCUGCGGAAGCUUGUUUUUUUGUUAGUUAUUUUCUUAGUUGUUUUGUUUUUGUGUUGGAUUUAAGUUGUAAUGCUUUGGUGGUCAAUUUGAAAAUUUACUAAGUGUUUCAGGCCGCGGCUCGCCUCCUCCAGUGAUCGGAGAGCGCUGGUGACCGCUGCCGUCGGACCGCGCCGCUGCCAUGGCGUGCUCAAGAGGCAGGCAGGGCUCGACGUCCAUCCGUAUCGUCUCGGAUAUGGCCGACAAGCCAAUCCGCGUGGACAACUGGGGCAACUUCCUGGCGCAGCGUAUCGAGGCGCUCUACGACAAACAGGAGCACUGUGACCUGACACUGCGCUUUCCUCACGCCGACCUCAAGGCACACAGUCUAAUUCUGCACGCCUGCACGCCGUUUUUCACCAAUCUUCUCAAGGGAAAGACGUCCGGGCCGAAGAUUUUGAAAAUGCCGCCCCAGAUCAGCUCUACUGCCAUGGGUAUCAUCCUCAAGUUCGUGUACACGGGCCGUCUGGAUGCGCCGUUCAGCGUGGACAUGCUGUACAGCACGGCCAAGCUGCUGAAGCUGCAGAUCCUGAUCCGGCUGCUGGAGGCGCAGAUGAGCAGCGCCGAGGCGUCCGUAUCGGCCGGCCUGAAGACGCGCCGCGGCCGUCCGCCGCUCGGCUAUCACCAGCCGCGCAGCCCUGGACAGAAAAGCCCCGGAUACCAGACCAACUCGCAGCUGGCUGCCAGCCGCAGAAUUAUCCGUGCGGCGGAGCCCCCCGAGGACGCGCGGCCCUCGCGGUUCGAGAUGCCGGAGUCGGACGAUCUGGGCGGACUGGGCCUGCCCGAUCCGACCCUGAUGCGGCCCAAGGUGGAGCCGCUGCCGGAGCCGGCCGGUAGCGGGGACGCCAUGUUCGAGUACCUACGCCAGACGCCGGUGAAGCGCCCGGUGGCUGCGCCGGCGGCGGACAGCGCGCCGCCCAAGCGGCCCAAAUUGGAGCCGGCCGAGCCUGCCGAGCAGACGGUGGACGACCCGCGGGAGGACGAGCGCGAGUACUACGAGCAGCAGCGGGAGCGGGCGCGGCUGGUGGAGGGCGGCGGCGCGCAGCCGGCCGAGCCGACCACGCCCAGCCGGCCGCGGCCCAUCCUCAAACAGGAGCCGACGCCGUCGACGGGCAGCGGCAAGAAGCGCGUCCAGUUCUCGGAGAGCUCUCAGCUGACGCUGACCGUGCAGGACAUGGGCGACACGUCCGAACUGGUCAGCCAGCUGCUCAAACAGCACCCGGAGCUGCUGCAGGGCGGCCAGAGCGUCAAGGUUCGUCUGGUGACGCAGACGGGACCCGGCUCCCCGACUCACACCGAGUUCAUGGUGGUGAAACAGCAGGAGCAGGACCAGGAGCAGGCCGCCGUCGCCAUCGAGCCAUCCGAGUCGCUGGAGACGCCGCUCUCCUGUUCGCUGUGCGCCCGGCGCGGCAAACAAGUCGACUUCUGGUGGGCCGACCAGAUGGCCAAACACUUCCAGGAGGAACAUAGUGACGAGUCGGUCAUCGACCUCAACACGCUCUCCUGCACGGCCUGCGUGCAGGCCGGCGAUCCCAUCGACUUCGCCACCGUCAUGGACUACUUCGCCCACCUGCGCGACGUGCACGACACGCGCGGCGUCCGCAGCGCCGGCUCCUGUCACCUGUGCGGCUUCUCGGCCACCAAAAAACUCCAGCUGAUCUACCACGAGUACACCAAGCACGGCAUCCCGCCGCCUCGCUUCAUCACCUUCCCAAAGUGUGACCGAUGCGAUUUCGAGGCCAUCAGCGACUCGGAGAUGGCGAGACAUCGCCAGCGGAGACACAAAAUCGGCAAGGAGUACAAGUGUAAGGAGUGCGGUGUUGUGUAUCAAAGCCUGAACUUGCUGGAGGGUCACAUGCGUACAAACGCUUGCCGUCAGGGAGUGGAACCCAAGCGCAAGUUCGACUGGAAGUGUGAGCUGUGCGGUAUGUCAUUCUCGCGCAGUUACAACCUGAAGGGGCACAUGCGCUCGGUUCACAAAGUGGUGUCCACGGUUGCGGACCGUCGCCGCAGCCAGCCGCCGGAUAAGCCGGACGCCGCCCUGCGACCGGAGGCGACUAUAUCGCUCCCUGCCUCCUUAGACCCGAGCUCUGAGGCAGAGAGCAUGUCGACAGUUGCCAACAGCGUGGCCACCUCUCUGAGUCUGGCCGUGGACGGCGAGUACAUGACGCUGCCGGCCGGUAUAGUGCCCGUCGAGGACGAGAACGGCGUGAUCUCGUACAUCGCGCUGCAGCCGGCCGAGGGCCACGGCGCCGGCGCCGGCACGGUGGUCUCAGACGGCACCGUGCUGGAGGUGACCGAGUACACGGUGCCGGUCACCGCCGUGAGCGGCGGAGGGGCGGCCAGCGUGGACGCCGGGUCGGGCGCUGUCCGUGUGGCGCCGGCGGCCGGAGACCCCGGGCCCGGCGCCUCAGCGGGCGAAACGGUGCUGCCAGACCUGCAGCAAAUCGACCCGCCGCAGACGACUGAGUCCCAGAUGGGGCACACGCUGGUGUCACCUCAGAGAACCAAGUCGGGUGCCCAGCUCGGCUCUCGGGCCACUGCAUCGCCGCGCCGCUCGGCCGCACACAGCCCCGGCGUGGGCUCGUCGCGCAUAUCGGUGUCGAGUUCACAGGUGACCGUCUCGGAACUGGACGAGCCGGCCUCUAUCCUGCCGCACCUUCCCGGCGAGACGCUACCGACGGUGGUAUCGCAGGCGUACGGGCAGCCGGUGAGCCUGGCGCAGCUGCGGCACGGCCAGUUCGUCAUGACCGACCACCUGCCGCCGGGUCACGUGAUCGUCUCGGAGCUGGCCAGCGGCCAGGAGGUGAUCGUGGCCGACAUGUCGCACAGUCAGCUGUACGAGCUGCAGCAGUCGCACGGUGAACAGCUGAUCGCCCAGCCGAUGGAGCUGUCCGCCGUCGAACACGAUGACGCGGCGGCGCAGCAGCUGCCCAGUCAGGACGGCCUGCUGUCGCAGCCGGUCGACCAGACGCCGCACCAUGUCGUCGUGUCACAGGCCGGUGGCGUCAACGAAGCGAGUAUCCAUAAAGUUGAUGUGGAGGAUGCAGACUGCCAACAGAGUACGGGCGACGACGGUACACGCCAAGAAGAGGAGGUUGUGGCGCCGGACCUAUCCCAUUCUGACGAGUUUAUCGGACCUGAUUCAGUACCUGAGGAAAAUAUGGAGAACUCCGCCAUGUCGGCUGUCAAUGAGGUGGAUGAUUCCGUAACUACUGAAGAUGUCGGUCAAUCUAAUACAGUUGCCACCGAAGAGGGCGACAUGACCAUCCAGCAUGAUCAGGACGCUGAUGCUGCGCCGGUCAUCAGUGGUGACAUCGCUGAGGAGAAUGUCAUCAUUGGUGACGCCGGCGAAGAGGUCUCUGUUUCCGAGGACCGCGCCGGUUUGGUUGUAGAGGAGUCCAUGGUCGACUGUGACCAGGACUCCCAGGAGCAUUCACAAAUAGACGACAGUGUGGUCAACUCUACACACGAAGAGACGGUCGUCUCCCAGACACAUGCAGAUUCAGAGGUAGACAUGAGUGUGGCCCACUUCCCUGCCACCGAAGAGAUCACUGUUUCGGAGGAGAAGAGAACUGAUGCAGAGAUGGAUGAAAGUGUGGCCAACUGUGCUCCCGGCGAAGGAAUAAGCGUUUCUGAAGAACCUGUCGAAUAUUCACAAAUAAACGAAAGCGUGGCCCACUACCCUGCCAACAAAGAGGUGCCCGCUUCCAGUGAACAGAGAUCGGAAGAAACUGUGUUAGAGAUAGAAAAUAGCUUCAUCCACUCUGAUCUGGGAGAUGAGACGACCGUUUCGCAGGGACACAUGUGCGAUGAAGUGGAUGAAAGCGUGGCCCACUACCCUGCCGAAAAAGAGCUGCCCGCCUCCAACGAAGAGAGAUCAGAAGAGACCGAGUUAGAGAUUGAGGACAGCCUCAUCCACUCUGAUCUCGGAGAUGAGACAGCCGUUUCUGAGAGACACAUGGGUCAUGGAGUGGACGAAAGCGUGGCCCACUACCCUGCCGAAAAACAGGAGGCUGCUUCCAACGAUCAGAGAUCAGAAGAGACAGUGUUAGAGGUAGAGGACAGCUUCAUGCAAUCUAAUCUCGGUGAUGAGACGACCGUUUCGGAAGGACACCUGGGUCAUGAGGUGGACGAAAGCGUGGCCCAUUACCCGGCAGGCGACGAGACUGUUGUGUCGGACCAACCAGCCGGCGAGCCGGAGUGUGUCGACGCUCAGAGGACUGCCGGAGCCGCCUCGCAAGGUGGGCAGCCGGGGGGCGGUACUGUACAGGCGUUGGAGGGGACUGGGGGUGCGGGCGGGGCGGGGGAGGCGGCAGUGGUACCGGACGCUGCCGCCGAGGUCGGACAGGCGGCCGACGAGGCGUCACCGGACGCCGUUUAGUGUGUGCUCGCCCGCUGUUGGACUGUCUGUUCUCCAGUGCAGUGGUGCUGGAGGUGGUACUAUCGGUGGAAGUGGUGCUCGCGCGCGCAGCAAGGCACAGCUGGGCGACAUGCGAGCUGCCAUUGUCCAGACCUUCGCCGUUUCAUGUUCAUCAAAAUCGGUUUCAUUUAUCCAGCAGCAGCUGUUCGCAUACACAGUUUUUGACGGGCUUGGAUUGUAAUGCAUUGUAUUGUGACAUCUGAGUUUACACGGUGGUCGUUUUAGUAGACGCUUUCAUAUAACCUUGUUAUUAGGGCGCCCCAAGGCAACCAACCAUCCCCUUACCAGACCGAUGCUUUGAUAGAUAUAGUUCAUAUAUAGAAAA
Molecule: messenger RNA, 4810 nt
Organism: Amphibalanus amphitrite
Lineage: Eukaryota; Metazoa; Arthropoda; Thecostraca; Balanomorpha; Balanidae
Exons: 6
Coding region: 205-4446 (1413 amino acids)
Molecular function (GO): protein binding
Source: RefSeq, a predicted model, not a curated record